Colias croceus (clouded yellow) is the source of this 1986-nucleotide messenger RNA. It is a transcript of the gene Inx7, whose product is annotated as innexin inx7. The coding region runs from base 133 to 1389 and encodes 418 amino acids. Gene Ontology annotation, cellular component: plasma membrane; gap junction. The transcript has 8 exons. Gene Ontology annotation, molecular function: gap junction channel activity. The record is from RefSeq and is a predicted model, not a curated record. Gene Ontology annotation, biological process: phototransduction. NCBI's taxonomy places the organism in Eukaryota, Metazoa, Arthropoda, Insecta, Lepidoptera, Pieridae.
UCAUUACGAUAUGACAUACUCUGAAACGGACUCAAGUGUGAAACGCACGUCUUUACUUCUAGACUGUGAUUAUCGGAAGACUGAAGGUUUAUUUAUUCAAUGUGAUAGAAGUAAGAACACAAACCAUCCAAAAUGUUGAUGACAUCGCUCCACGCGCUUACUCCGCGCAUGAGAUUCAACUAUUCGAAACCGAUUAUCGACAAUACAGUUUUCAAAUUGCAUUACAAGUUCACGGUGACUAUGCUCUUGGGGUUUGUGAUCCUGGUCUGCGCUAGAGAGUACUUCGGAGAGCAUAUCAAGUGCCUUUCGGAUCAGGGCGUCCCUCCCCAUGUCAUACAGACCUAUUGCUUCUUCAUGGCCACGUUUACUAUUGUUCGGCAUUACAACGAGAGUCUUCUAGAAGGUGGAUUUCUGCCGCACCCUGGUGUUGGACCAAUCAUGUCUACCGACGAAACGAUUCACCACACUUACUACCAGUGGGUGCCCUUCGUUCUCUUCAUACAAUCUGUUUGCUUUUAUAUGACACAUUAUAUCUGGAAGAGGAAAGAAGGAGGGAGGAUCAAGUCUUUAGUGGAAGGCCUCCAGUACGCUAGCUUGGCGUUACAAGACACGGAUAUGCAAGCUGGGACUAUGAAUAUACCCUCCAAGGCUACUCUUGAGAGCAGAGUGGAUCUCAUUAAGAAAGACAUCAUUUUGAGGCUUAGAAUAACAAGAACCUGGUCGAAUUGGCUGAUCUCCUUGGAGGUGGUGAACCUGCUGCACGUCAUGUUGCAAGUGUGGAUCGUGAAUAAGUUCCUGCAUGGUUCGUUCAUGGGGCUCGGACCACAUGUUCUGAACUUGAGUGAUUGGCAGAACAAAACUGACCCGUUGGAGAGAGUGUUCCCUAAGGUAACAAAAUGCAUCUUCCACAAAUACGGUCCCAGUGGAUCCAUCCAGCAACACGACGCGCUCUGCGUGAUGGCCCUGAACAUCAUCCAUGAGAAGAUCUACGUCAUCUUGUGGUUCUGGUUCCUGAUACUGUUCAUCCUCUCUCUGCUUGCUGUCAUCUGGAGAUUCAUAUCGUUCUUCAUGUUCCGCCGAUCUCUGAAGUUCAACGAAAUUGUCUUCCGUCACGUUUCCAAGAGCAAAUUCAACCCUUAUAACGUAAUCAAUGUGGUGAACGGUUGUGAGUUUGGAGACUGGUUGUUCUUGUACUACCUCGCGAAGAACAUGAAGUCAGCUACGUUCCACGAACUUUUCCGUGGUGUAGCUGAAGAAUUGGAGAAGCGAGAUAUGCCAUAUAAUGAUGACAACGUAGACAGGAACGAAGAGAAAGGCGCCGAGCCAGUUCUUCUUGGAAAGAUUGACUACGACGACGAAACUAUGCCGCUAAAAGACAAGAAGUCAUAGACUAAAAAACCAUAGAUAAUUUAGGUUUAUUUAAAUUUACUAGUCGUAUGUGGAAUAUUGUAUCCAGCCAGGAUGUGUAUAAUAUUAUGUUUCCUCAAGAUUAUUCGAUUUUAAAAUUUCCGAACCGUUCUAGGUGAUAUUAUUAAUGAAAUCGUUAACUGUAUUAUUAAAUGAUAAUUGGUGAUUAAUUAUUAAUUGAUUGUUAAUAGGUUCUGUGAAAAUGUAUGUUUUUAAAUUGUAUUGUUACCAGAAAUUAAUUUAAGUCAUAGUCAGCUCGUAAAAUAGAAUUACUAAAAAAUUAAUGCAUUAUGCGUGCAACGUGCCAAGAGUUUGUUUUGUGAUUAUGUCGGAAAUUUGUGGGUUAAUGUGUUACCAUAUUUUGUACACGUUGAUAAGCAGAGUAAACAAAGUCGAUGAACUAUGCAGACUGAUUUAUUUACAUCUACAAGUCAGGGGAUUUAAUACCUCACUAUUUGCUCAAUUACAGAUAAGUGAAAUUGAGACUUUCCAAAAAAAUUAUGAUGUAUCGAAUUUAUUAUAAGAUGUAUAAUUUUAUUUUAAGAGAAAAUUUGUAAAUAUUAAACAGAUCGACUGUAA